UAUCUUGUGGAUGUUGGUUGUCAGGACUUCUAGAAGGGCAUAUUUGCGUAAGUAGACACUACCUUAUGGGGGAGGUAUGUCUGGAAAGCGACAUCAGACGGUCAUGUAGGGCUGACCGUGGAGAUUGGCUGGGUUGCCAUUUCCAAGUUUUACUGCCGGCAACCCGGCAAAGGCGCCGAAGCAAGCCUUUGCCGGAGCUGCUGGCGGCCAGGGGUCUUCUUCGAGGUCCAGAUAGACUCGUACUUUACCACAUACUCCAGCUCCAUAACAAAGUACAACAGCGUUCACUUACGCCGAGGCGAAUGUGUGAUACGUGCCGCACUGGCACCGCCACACUUCCCGUGUGGUUGAGCGGCGGACCCUUUGGCCGAGGCCGAAACCCUCCUCGUUCCUGGGGAGUUGGAGUGGCUUAGGGAAGAUGUCGGGCCACACUCCUAGCAGUCCAGCGGCACAGCGAGCAGCGCGCAUUGCACGCGAAAACAGUAUUCCUGUCGAGCCCAUCAUGGAAGAUGUGGAAGCCGAGCGACCAGACUUGAACACGUUUAACAGCUCCGGCACCGAAGGCAGUGCUGCGGACGGCGAAGACUUCACGUAUGCACAUGAGAUGCUCAGUGGCAGUGAUGGCGUCGCCACGCGACAUUUCUCGCCUACGUCGAGUGUGAUGCCUUUGCAGGACGAGAUCACGCCGUUGACGAACGUGUCCACGUACGGAUGGACGCCAACCUCAUCUGUCCGCUCACGCGGAAGUGCUAGCAAAUCGGGGCAGUACGAGCCAGUGCCAGCACCACCAAGCCUGGUGACGAACGGGUUGCAUAGUGCAAGACCGGUGCGACCGUCUGCGGUGCGGCAGCCAUCGAACGCAUACAAUCCGCCUCGGAGACCACACCAGUACUCCAACAACACACGCCAACGCACAGGCUCAGCACAGAGGGAGCGGAAGCGGAACCCGAACGCCGAGUAUCGGGCGCAGGAGAAGGCGUAUGUUCAGCGUAUCCAGCAAGUGGAGCGGACCGAUGCCGACUUCUAUGGGCAGCCGCCGGCACCCAGUCUGGAUUAUAGCAGCGAUACAGAGACGGACGAGGAGUCGCCGACGACAGCGGCAUACGCCGACAAUGACCCAUAUGAUCAGGAGAUGCUACUCUACUAUGGGAACGAGGACAUGGAGCCAUCAGUGGAGGAGCUCAAGAUACCGGCCAAUCGAGAGCGACUAGAGUGGCAUUCUAUGCUUGCGAAUGUGCUCACUGGAGAUGUUGUGAAACAAGAAAAGAAGCGGUUGAUUGGCGGUCCAGAGACUCAAGGUGAGAAUACGUUGAAGACUGAGAUAUGGAUCGGCGUACGAGCAAAGACAUGCGGACGGCCUCUUCCCGCUCAACGGAGGCUAAUUGAAGACGGGAGGAGCAAAGUCAAGCAGAGCAUCGAGGCCAUCAUUACCUUCGAGGUCAAAGGUGAAGCCGAGGCCGGCAAGUCGGCCAUUGACCAGGUCCAGGAGAUUGUCAAGAAGAUUGAGAAGACUGAGUCAUUGUACCCGACGCGGCAAGCCUUUGAAGCUGCACACCCUCGAGCUGCAUCCACGGCCUACCACGAAACUUGCGAUGCAGUCAUUGCAUGGCACAACACUACGGAGCUGAUUAACACCGAGCUUGGCAUCCUGCAAAAGUGGGUUGGCAACGUAGAGCUCGACUUUACCAAGCCCAGAGCCCGGCCAGCUGAUGUCGGCGCUGGACAGCUGUUCGAUGACAGCAGCUUCAUCGACCGCAUCCUCAAGGAGGAUGGACUAAAGUCGCUUCAAGGCAACAACAGUCUGCUGAAUGGCGUCAAUAACGUCAUUCAGAAAGCGAAGACUACCCUGAUAGAGAAUGCCGAGUCUUUUGCAGAACGGCACCUGCCGCCCUACAUCGAAGAGCUGUUGACGCUCAUCAACUUCCCAUCUCGUCUCAUCCAGGAGAUCAUCCGUAUGCGUCUCAGCUACGCCAAGAAGAUGCGGGACCCGGCUCAGCAAGGCGUCAUGAUGGCCGAGCAGAUGAUAUUGCAGUUUCAGAUUCUGCUGAAGCUUGCAGUUCGUAUCAAGGAGGCUUACAUCGUCAUUGCGCAGCCUGAGCCAGGUUGGGAUUUGCCGCCUUGCAUUGACGACAACUUCGAUGGAGUAGUACUGGACGCCCUCAAGUUCUACUUCCGCAUGCUCAAUUGGAAGCUCAUGGCGAACAAGAACACAUUCAAGGAAGCUGAGAUUCUCGAGCAGGAAUGGGACUUCAGUAACGCGCUCGGACGGCACCUGGAUGGAGGCGAUGUGGAGGUGGCAGAGCAAUUUAGCAGCCUCACGUCGCAAUCUCUUGGACGGCUGACAUCGCACUUCGAAAAGGAGCUUGAGCGUCGGCCUGACGAAGUGGCUGGUGCGGAAAUGGACAAGCGUUACAAGUCGAUUCUGGAUUCGGUCCGUGUGCGGCAGCGAAAGAUUUUCCGUUUCUCACGUAUUCUGUCGAGCCGCUUCGAGAACGCCACCGAAUACAACAUCAACAUCGACACGGAGCACUAUCAGGAUCUGCUCGAUGCGCUAGUAGUGACCGGUCAUUUCUUGGUCGAGCUACCAAGCACGAGCGUGAACGAGAGCAGUGGUGGCCGGAACAUCUAUGUCAUCGCUUCGCCUUCGCUCAUGGAUCGUCCGAAGGAUAUCGAGAGCAUGCUUGGCACCUGCUAUCACGCAGAAGACUCGCCGGAAGAUCCAUCAGAUCCGUACGUGCUCAUCAUGAAACCUGAGCAUCCGUUGUCGUGGGAGGGACAGCGCAUGGACGGCGUCUUGCGCCAACCCCUGCUUAAUCUACGGCUACAAACCGGCCGUCUCCGUCUUGUAGCAGACGGCUCUCUUCAGCGUCUCGCCAACGCCAACGCGGCGUUUGCCGCCUUCUGCCAACACCUAGAACUUCCCGUCCUUGUCGAGCAGCGCGCCAAUCUACCAAGGGUGAACCAAGAGCUCGGCAAGAUUCGCAAGACAGCGUACAAGCUCAGCAACACUAUCAUGGAUAGUGUGGAGAUUGUGCGGAGGCAGACGCAGGGCCUGCAGUGUCAGGAGCUGAUUCAGACGUGCUUUGCCUUUGCGACCGAAUUCGGACAAAGAAGUGCAAUCUACUUCGACCAGCAACGACGGGCAAUGCAUCAGCUUAAGCUGACCAAGCUGGCACUGGACUGGGUAAGCUUCAUCUGCGAUGACUGUGUGGCAUCUGAUCGGAAGACCUUUCGCUGGGCAGUCGUAGCGCUAGAGUUUGCGAUGAUGAUGACGAGAGGCCAGAACAUCCUGGGUAUCUCUGAGGAAGAAUAUGCGACAUUACGCGCCAAGGUAGCUGGAUGUAUGAGCCUGCUGAUCAGUCACUUCGACAUCAUGGGCGCAAGGAGCACUGUUGCGGCUCAGGCGGAAAAGCAGCGGGUGGAGAUGAGUGGAAGACAAUUGAAGCUGGAUAUCACUAGGCUGAAGGAUGAUGAAGAGAGUAGCCGACUGGUUAGCAUGCAGUGGGUGGAGAGAUUGGAGCAGAUCGAUAGUGAGCGGAAGGAGAGAGAGAACGAGCGCCAGGCUUUGGGCAGGGUACUCGAGGACUCCAGUGACGCGGAUCGUGCUCUUACUCAGUUGAGCGCGAGCGCUGGCAACGUGCAUUUAAGAUGGCAGCAAGGCCAAUUUAUUGGCGGUGGCACGUUUGGAAGUGUUUACGUCGCAAUCAAUCUGGACUCGACGCAGCUCAUGGCUGUAAAGGAAAUUCGACUGCAAGACCCGAAGAUGAUACCGACCAUCGUUUCGCAGAUCCGCGACGAGAUGAGCGUACUGCAAGUGCUCGAUUUCCCAAACAUUGUACAGUACUACGGCAUAGAACCGCAUCGCGACAAGGUCUACAUCUUCAUGGAGUACUGUUCUGGUGGUUCGCUUGCUGCACUGCUCGAACAUGGUCGCAUCGAGGAUGAGACUGUUAUCCAAGUCUAUGCUCUUCAAAUGCUGGAGGGUCUGGCGUACCUGCACCAAGCGAACGUCGUGCACCGCGACGUCAAGCCCGAGAACAUCUUGCUCGACCACAACGGUGUAAUCAAGUUCGUCGAUUUCGGCGCCGCGAAAGUCAUUGCCAAACAAGGCAAGACUGUCGUCGCCGAACGUCCCAAUAGCAAAGGCAAUCAAGACAGUAUGCAAGGCACGCCGAUGUACAUGUCGCCUGAAGUGAUCAAGGGCCAACGUCCUCACAAUGCUCGCUUGGGUGCGGAGGAUAUCUGGAGUCUUGGAUGUGUCAUAAGCGAGAUGGCGACUGGAUCACGGCCUUGGGCGAACAUGGACAAUGAAUGGGCUAUCAUGUACAACAUUGCGCAGGGACACAGUCCGCAGAUGCCUAGCCGGGAGCAGCUGAGUGAAGCUGGGCUGGACUUCUUGAAGCGUUGCUUCGAGCGAGACCCGGUACGCAGGGCGAGUGCAGCUGAGUUGUUGCAGCACGAGUGGAUUUUGAGCAUACGUGAACAGCUGGAUAUGGAACCUUCGACGCCACAGACUCCUUCCACGGAGAGCGGAUAUGGCAGUGGGAGUCAGGGGAGCAGCAGUGGGCAGACGAGUCAGCAGAUAAGUAGGCAGAACAGUGAGAUGUGAGAUUGUUGUGAGCGUUUUGAGCGUCGCAUACGGCAGUUGUGAGCGUAGCGAGUCUCAUAUUUGUGUGGUAGCAAAUUCUCUUCAAUCUAGAA
Molecule: messenger RNA, 4701 nt
Organism: Baudoinia panamericana UAMH 10762
Lineage: Eukaryota; Fungi; Ascomycota; Dothideomycetes; Mycosphaerellales; Teratosphaeriaceae
Exons: 1
Coding region: 419-4609 (1396 amino acids)
Biological process (GO): protein phosphorylation; stress-activated MAPK cascade
Cellular component (GO): cytoplasm
Molecular function (GO): ATP binding; MAP kinase kinase kinase activity
Source: RefSeq, a predicted model, not a curated record